Rubroshorea leprosula is the source of this 1595-nucleotide messenger RNA. NCBI's taxonomy places the organism in Eukaryota, Viridiplantae, Streptophyta, Magnoliopsida, Malvales, Dipterocarpaceae. The record is from the annotation of a GenBank genome assembly.
GAGAAGAAGAAGCAAAAAAAGAUCUUUCUUUCUUUUUUUUCUUUGAUUUUUUUUUAUUUUCCUGUGACAAUGUCGACGUGGCCGUCUCCGACCUACUCAGCGUCCUCACGUAGAACUCUAUUAGACGAAGACGACGAAGAUGACGAUUCACCUCCUGCUCCUCCCUCUCCUCCUAAUAUAACGGGGUUGGUAGUGGGAAUAGUUAUCGCGGGAGUGGUGAUACUGCUGGUGCUAAGUCUUCUCUUCAUCUACUGUAAGAAGAAGAGAAGAAGACGGGAUGAGGAAAAUUACCAUGAGCGGCCGUCGCCACCUCCUGGGCCUCAAAAUGGUGCUUAUGGUGGUCAGCAGUAUCACCGGCAAGAACAUCCUCCCUCUCGUGCUGGUAAUGUUACAUAUCCAAAGCCCUCUCCACCACCAGUUCCAUUAACGCCGCAGAUGUCAUAUGAUUAUUCUUCCACAACUCCAAAUUCAACAACAGAACCGCUCAUGAUUAGCAGUGGUUGUUCUGGCUCCAACUAUUCAGGUGGUGAGAUCCUCCCACCUCCUUGGCCUGGGAUUGCAUUAGGUCUCUCAAAGAGUACUUUCACAUAUGAGGAAUUAGCACGGGCAACGGAAGGGUUCUCAAAUGCAAACCUUCUUGGACAAGGUGGUUUUGGGUAUGUGCACAAAGGAAUCCUACCAAAUGGGAAAGAAGUAGCAGUCAAGCAACUGAAGGCUGGAAGUGGACAGGGAGAACGAGAAUUUCAUGCAGAAGUUGAGAUUAUCAGCCGAAUUCAUCACAAGCAUCUUGUUUCGUUUGUUGGAUAUUGCAUCACCGGAUCUCAAAGAAUGCUUGUUUACGAGUUUGUUCCUAACAACACUCUGGAAUUUCACUUGCAUGGUAAGGGGCGACCCACAAUGGAUUGGCCAACAAGGAUGAAAAUUGCUGUAGGGUCUGCAAAAGGGCUGGCAUAUCUACAUGAAGAUUGUCAUCCUAAGAUCAUUCAUCGUGACAUCAAAGGAGCUAAUAUUCUUUUGGAUUUCAAAUUUGAGGCAAAGGCGAGGGCACGGCUUACACGAGCCUUGGAUGACAAAAACUUUGACAGUCUGGCUGAUCCAAGACUUCAAAACGAAUAUAACCACAAUGAGAUGGCACGCAUGGUUGCCUGUGCUGCUGCUUGCGUGCGACAUUCAGCAAGAAUUCGGCCACGAAUGAGCCAGAUAGUCCGUGCUCUAGAAGGAGAUGCAUCUCUGUCUGACCUCAAUGAAGGAAUCAAACCCGGGUACAGCAGCAUCUACGGCUACGGUAGUUCAGAUUAUGACGCCAUCCAGUACAACGAAGAGAUGAAAAGGUUCAGGAAAACGGCAUUAGGCAGCACAGAAUACGGUGCUAGCAGUGAGCUCAGCAACCCGACCAGCGGAUACGGCCCGUAUCCCUCCGGAUCUAGCAGCGAAGGCCGGGACGGAGCUACCAUAGGACAAGGGGGGGCAGCCGCCCCCCCUAAGCUUUUGAAAAAUGUUUAAUCUACUACAUUAAUUUUUAAUUAGUACAAAAUUGUUUUUGAUGUUUGAAUUAUAAGGACCUUGUUAAAUUUAAAGAAAAUAUCUAAGAGUUA